AUGCGCGCUUCGAGCAUCUUAGCACUGUUCGCGAGCUCUUCGCUACUGACACCGACAGUGUCAGCAGCUUCGAAAGAUGAGCAUCGACCAAUAUUUCCGCCUUGCGACGACAAAUGUCGCCACGAAUAUCGCGAUGACCUGGCCCUAACUAAUGCGGCCACUGCGGCUACUGAUGCCCUCGAGAGUUUCGCGGCGUGGGGAGAAUGUGGUUCGCAAGACUGGUGCACAGACGCCGUCAACAUGAUCAUCACCAAGAGCGCCGUCCAUGCCGUAGCGAACAGCAGCAUGCUGGUGCCACCGAAGGAAGAUGUCGAGUAUGCUAAGCAUCUCCUGACAGUUGGUAACACUGCUGCUAUGAACACCGCCUUCGACAUGUACAACAUGCUGGAUGCCAUGAGGAACAAUGACCACAAGAUCCUCAAGGAGCACUGGAAUGCGACCGCCAUACAUGACAAGCACUCCUACUCCACCUACAAUGAGUGGGUCAAUGGCGCUGCCCAUGUACCCAGGACACCACCGCCAAAGGCAGAGAAAGGCGAAUUUGUCCUUCCACAGGGGCCGGACAAAGUCUUGUGGAACGCGGGCAUGCUUUAUCAACAGCUCCAGCAGCCUCCGGCGCUGGAUGAGAUCCGGUUUGGCGCUUUUCUUGCAUGGCAGGAUGGCGUGGGGCAGGCUGGUACUUCUGCACCAGUCUCGAGCGGUUCUGCUGUCCCGACGCAGGCUUCGCCUGCGACAGUCCUGACGAUUACCGUCUCCAACGUCCGCAACCCCGGUACCAGUCAAGCCGUGUCAUUAGCACCAAGCUUGGCUAUCACCUCUCCUCAAAGCUCGACCAUGUCAAGGACAAGUGCCGCCGGUAUCCUCAGCUUCGCACGCUCGAGCAGUAUCGCCAGUACCGGCGAGGCUCCACUCCUGACGACAAGCAUUGCUAGCACAGCCUCUGAAACCCAGACACUUGGCACUCGCACCACAUCGAGCUCUUCGAUAGCAGCGAUCAUUCCUCCUGACCAUAGCUCCGCACGCCCAGGCAGUAUCGUGAGUACCGGCGAGGCUCCACUCUUGACGACAAGCAUUGCUGGCACAGCCUCUGAGACCCAGACACUUGGCACUCGCACCACAUCGAGCUCUUCGAUAGCAGCGAUCACUCCUCUUGACCAUAGCUCCGCACUCCCAGGCAGUAUCGCAAGCACCAGCGAACCGCCCAGCUUGACUGCCAUCACCAUAUUGAAGUCUUCAGCAGCAGUAACCGCUCCCGGUGAUCAUAGCUCCGCACACCCAAGCAGUACCCCGAGUACCGGUGCGGCACCGCCCUUGACUAUAAUCAGCGCCUCUUCUGCGUCUGAACCCCAGACCGGUGGAACUCAUACCACAUCAAGCUCAUCGUCAGCGGUAGCCUUGCCUCCUCCCAAAAGCCAUCACGGAGACAAAAAAGACCUCGCAGCCCUUGGUGCUUUAGCUGUUCUACCUGCGGUCGGAGCGCUGGCAGUAGGUGUCAAACCUGCAUAUGUCAAAUAUAACAACUGGUGGAACUCCAAUACCCCGAAGAUCCCAACCAGGCCACCGAACAUUGUAGAGGACAACCCUCUUGAAUAUGCAGCACAUACUGCUCAAGAAUGGGCAGAAACCAUGGCGCAAGAAGCGGGAAGCUCUUACCAGGUUGCUGAAGAAGUGUUGGCCAAGAUUCCCAAGACCGAACAAUGGGUCGAUAACGUUCUGCAAAACGACUUCUAUGAGCCAAUACCUAAAGACAAUAUUGUCUUCGACAAUCUUGCAGAGAAGUUUACCUCCCAGAUAAAUAAGGCCAUGAGAAUUGGAGGGCGCGAAGUUGCGUUUUUCGAGGAUAAAUUCGUGGCUCAGAGUGUUGCUGUUGCGAACACUGCCCAAGCAGUCCUUGACGGUGCUGGUGGAGCGGCCUCAGCACUCAGCAGUCCACUUGGCUUCUUCAGUAACCUCGUGAAUCAUGCUCUUAGGCGAGCCGGUAACUGGCACAGCCCGAGGUCGUACCAUAGCAGCGAUUGGGAAACCAUCGAUGGCAGUUCAGGAAGCAGUUCGGGAGGCAGUUCAGGAAGCAGUUCGGGAGGCAGUAGUUCGGGAGGCAGUAGUUCGGGAGGCAGUAGUUCGGGAGGUGAUCCGGGAGAUUGGGAGACCGACCCCGAAAGCAGUUCAGAAGGCAGUUCGGGAGGCAGUAGUUCGGGAGGUGAUCCGGGAGAUUGGAAGACCGACCCCGAAAGCAGUUCAGGAGGCAGUUCGGGAGGCAGUAGUUCGGGAGGUGAUCCGGGAGAUUGGGAGACCGACCCCGAAAGCAGUUCAGGAGGCAGUGCAGGAGGCAGUGCAGGAGGUCUUAGUCCUGGCGCCCCCCCUCCAGGCAUCUCUGGAAUUUUCAGUCCUGGUGGCGGUAUCGGAGGCAUCUUUGGUGGUGGUCAUGGUGGUGGUCAUGGCGGUGGUCAUGGCGGUGGUCAUGGUGGUGGUCAUGGUGGCCAUUCUGGCGGCGGCUCUGGUGGCAGUCCUCCUGGCAAUGGUGAAGGAUCACACCCAACUGCCAAUCCACCCAAGGGUCCAGGCCAUGAGUCUGCCAUAUCGGGCACAGCACAUCCUCAGCCGACUGGGGAGCCUCCGAACGAUCCAGAUCAGAAGUCAAGCUUUCAGACCACCGUGAACCCCAAGCCAACUGGGCAACCUUCUAACGAUCCAAACCAGGAGUCAACGCUUGCCUCCUCUGGGUCCAUAACCCAACCCUACAUCACCUGGAAUCCGUUUUCGACCCCUACCACUUUCAGCACUACGACUGGUAUCCCGUCUGAGUCCACCACCCAGCCCUACACCUGGAAUCCGUUCUCAACUGGUAUCCCAUCUGAGUCCACCCAGCCCUACACCUGGAAUCCGUUCUCAACUGGUACCCAAUCACGGCCACCCGACAUAGUCAUCGAGACCCCUACCCCAUCAACCUACAGUACCUGGAAUCCGCUGUCAACUGGUCUCCCAUCUGAGUCCACCACCCAGCCCUCCACCUGGAAUCCGUUCUCAACUAUCAUCCCAUCAGGCCCCCCCGCCAUAGUCAUCGGCACCCCUACCUCACGCGGCUUUACCUGGCCUUCCCCCACCACACCCACUCCCAUCUCAGGCCUCACAAUAACCGGAGGACCCACGCCCCUUCCCGGCGCACAGUUCGAAGAAUGCACCCCAACCUGGUCGGACAUGCGUAUAACCUCCUGGAUCCUCCCACCCAAAGGCGGCCACCCAAACUACUGCUUCUACACCAAAGACUUCGCCAAGUAUCACUACGAGGCUCAGGAGAUGGGCUGUCUCCCGAACUUCAGGAACAGGGAGUGCCGCGCGAAGUUCUUCGAUAGGCAGAUUGACGGAUUGUCGGACGUGAUGCCAACGGAUCCGAGUGAGCCGCAUGAGUGUAUGGACACGUGGACAGAGAUCCACAAGGGAUGGUGGCAAGUCCCCCCGGUGGGCGGAAAUCCACAGUAUUGUUGGCUGCCGCAGGACCAGAAAGUAAAGAAGUCCGCAGAGGCGGAGCGUAAGGGUUGUCUGCCGCAUUUUACGACCGAGUGGUGUCGAAGGGAGUAUUUCUGA
Messenger RNA from Fulvia fulva, 3582 nucleotides. RefSeq lists its product as uncharacterized. The record is from RefSeq and is a predicted model, not a curated record. The transcript is spliced from 2 exons. NCBI's taxonomy places the organism in Eukaryota, Fungi, Ascomycota, Dothideomycetes, Mycosphaerellales, Mycosphaerellaceae. Bases 1 to 3582 code for a protein of 1193 amino acids.